Molecule: messenger RNA, 1744 nt
Organism: Apis dorsata (giant honeybee)
Lineage: Eukaryota; Metazoa; Arthropoda; Insecta; Hymenoptera; Apidae
Gene: Or19
Product: odorant receptor 67c-like
Exons: 5
Coding region: 401-1636 (411 amino acids)
Biological process (GO): sensory perception of smell; detection of chemical stimulus involved in sensory perception of smell
Cellular component (GO): plasma membrane
Molecular function (GO): olfactory receptor activity; odorant binding
Source: RefSeq, a predicted model, not a curated record
AAAAAAACAAUUUACCACAUCAUCAAAAAAAAAAUAUUCUUCCCAAUAUUCAAUCCUAUUCUAUAGAAUCAAACUUUAUUUUCUCUGAUGUACACACAAGAAUAUGGUAAUAACAUGUUUCUCCCUCGUUCUGUGAUUUUUUCCUUCUCUUGAAAAAUGCAUUGCGAAACUUGUCAACUGCGAUGAUCACAACUGAAAAUAUAAUAUUACUUGAGGGUAACUGAGAAAAGUACGUAGAUAAUUCUAUUAAAUUAAACCAAUAAAUAUAAACAUCACUUGCCUUUUCCAUUUUGUGCAAAACUAAUUGCGCAUGCGCAGUUAGAUUCAGUUAAACGUUUUCAAACAACCAACCAUCGAUAGAGAUGACUGUUAGUAACUUUCCGACAUUCGAUGUUCGAAGAUGAACAUGAAACAUUUUAUUGUCGAGGAGAAAUUCUAUAACGCAAGUUAUAAGAACGAUUUAUGCUUCAACGUACAAUUAAAUGUGUGGACAUUGAGAACGAUUGGAACCUGGCCAAAAUCGCUGGAUCGUUCUUGGUUAGAAAUUAUUGAACAUGUCUGUUUAUGCUUUCUCAAUUACAUUUUACUCGCGUUCAUUCUAAUACCCGGUGUUAUGUAUUUUCUUCUCGAGAUGAAAGAUUUUUACGAUCAAAUGAAACUCGGUAGCGCGCUCAGUUUCUUUCUGAUGGCGGUGAUGAAAAUCUGCGUGUUCAUCAUUCGUGAAAACGAUAUACGUAAAUGCAUAGAAUGCAUUGAAGACGAUUGGAAAAAUGUAAAGUAUCAAGAAGAUCGUAAGAUUAUGUUGGAAAACGCGAGUUUUAGUCGUCGAUUGAUCGUAAUUUGUGGCGCUUUUAUGUACGGAGGGGUAGUUUUCUAUUAUAUUGCUUUGCCGUUCACUCGAGCGAAGAUCGUGGAAGAGGGUGGUAAUCUGACGUAUAGAAGACUGGUUUACCCUUUUCCUAAGGCUCUCCUAGAUGCUCGUCGCACUCCUGCCAACGAACUUCUGUACACAAUACAGUUAUUGUCUGGAUUUGUCGCGCAUAAUAUCACGGUUGCCGCUUGCGGAUUGGCUGCCCUUCUUGCGAUGCACGCCUGCGGACAAUUGCAGAUUUUGAUGUCUUGGUUGGAAAAACUGGUGGAUGGAAGGGAAAACAACGACGAGAAUCUGAAUCAGAGAUUGGCUAAUAUCGUGGAACAACACGUUCGAAUAAUCAAUUUUAUAACUUUGAUGGAAGAUCUUCUUCGGGAGAUAUCAUUGGUAGAAGUUGUGGGUUGUACUAUAAAUAUAUGUUUCCUUGGGUAUUAUUCGAUGAUGGAGUGGGAUUCUAAGCAUCCUAUUAGAGGUGUGACGUAUAUAAUAUUGCUUACAUCCGUUACAUUUAACAUUUUCAUAUUUUGUUAUAUCGGUGAACUUUUAGCAGAGCAGACUAUGAAAGUUGGCGAAAAGUUUUACAUGAUUGAUUGGUAUAGAAUGCCUUGGAAAAAAAGUUUGGCUAUCUCUUUGAUAAUUUCUAUGUCCCGUUCAACCACGAAGAUCACUGCUGGCAACAUUAUCGAACUUUCUAUUAGCAGUUUCGGUGCUAUUAUCAAGACUUCAUUUGCAUACUUGAACAUGCUACGAACAUUGACAAGUUAAAAGUUUCUUUUAAUACAAUAAACUUCGAUGAUAAUUACAAUAGCAAUUUUCAUAAUAAGUAAUAGAAAAAGUAUAAUACGGAUAUAUCGUAUAUAUACUUUUUAUAAA